Molecule: messenger RNA, 1855 nt
Organism: Alosa alosa (allis shad)
Lineage: Eukaryota; Metazoa; Chordata; Actinopteri; Clupeiformes; Clupeidae
Gene: sars2
Product: seryl-tRNA synthetase 2, mitochondrial
Exons: 14
Coding region: 7-1419 (470 amino acids)
Biological process (GO): mitochondrial seryl-tRNA aminoacylation
Cellular component (GO): mitochondrion
Molecular function (GO): serine-tRNA ligase activity; ATP binding; tRNA binding
Source: RefSeq, a predicted model, not a curated record
ACUGCCAUGAAAACAAGAAGAAGAUUCAGAAUGGCGACGUCCGUGUUAAUGAGUUCGUUACGAGGGAUUGGUGUUAUUUCUGCUUUAAAGUCUUCCGCAUGGUGUUGUCUAAGCCCAUGUGGUUGGACUAAAGUAAUCUAUCGUUGUUCUUCUCAAAAUCUGCGCUGUAGUUUGUAUGAACAUGUUCGUGAGGGCUACAGCCACAAGCCCAAGCUAGACAUGACACGCGUUUGCAACGAGACGGAUGAAGUCAUAGACGAUCUUGUUAAACGUAAAGGAGACCUACGGAGAGAAGACGUCGGAGAAAUUGUGGCAGUGUGGCGAAGAUUGCAAGAGGUUCGUAAAAGAAUUGCAUCGCUGGAGGAACAGAAGAGAAGGAUAAGCGCUGCUGUCAAGACACUUGUGGAACAGCAUGACAAGACAACUCUGUCUGAUUCAGUGGCGUAUAGGAGAGCACGAGAAGAAGGACGGAACGUGAGAGUGACACUCAGUCAGCUGUUGCUGCAGGAGACUGAGCUGGAGGAGAUUCACUACCGGCAGGCCCUGAGGCUGCCCAACCGGACCCAUCCAGACGUGCCAGUUGGGGAUGAGAGCCAAGCAAGGAUGGUGGAGCUUGUUGGCCAAAAGCCAGAAUUUGAUUUUAAAGUCAGAGGUCAUCUAGAGGUUGGCGAGUCUUUGGGCAUCAUCAGGCAAAGACGUCUAGCCCAUGUGUCAGGACACAGGUCAUACUACCUUAGAGGAGCAGGGGCCAGGCUCCAGACAGCCCUGCAGAAUUUUGUGCUGGACCUGCUGCAGCGCCGUGGCUUCAUCGCUAUGACUGUGCCUGACUUACUGAAAGGAGCAGUGUUUGAGGGCUGUGGCAUACACCCUUAUUCUCACCACUCUCAGGUCUACUCCCUCGACCAAUUCCGCUUUCCUGACCUCAACCUGGCCGGCACAGGAGAAGUAGGCAUUGCAGGCUACUUCAUGGAUCAUGCAGUAAAUUGGAAGGACCUCCCGGUCAGAACUGUGUGCAGUAGCACGUGUUAUCGGGCAGAGACUGACACUGGCAGAGAGACCUGGGGCCUCUACAGAGUUCAUCACUUUAACAAGGUGGAGAUGUUUGGGGUGACUGCUGAUGAGUCUGGAGAGGAGAGUGACCAGAUGCUCCAGGAGUUUGUAUCCCUCCAGAAAGAAAUAUUUUCAUCCCUUGAGCUCCACUUUAGAGUCCUUGAUAUGCCCACUCAGGAGCUGGGUCCCCCAGCCUACAGGAAAUAUGACAUAGAGGCCUGGAUGCCAGGACGAGGCAGCUUUGGAGAGGUUCCAGACCAGACCAGUGUGGUGAUGACCAUGUAUUACAUUAUGUGUGUGCCUGUCUGUGUGCACAUCCUGCCAACCAUACUGUACAUCGCUGACAUUAACACUAACAUUCAUUCCUAAAAACAUGUGACCAUAUCUCAACAUAUCUGCACAUACAUAUACUGAGACGUAGAUCUGAGAUCUACACUGAGACAUUCUGAGUAUUAUAUUGUUGCAGGAGGACUAUGCCGAUAACUAUAUGAAGCAUGCAUACAUUUGAAUUAUACCUGUGCUGACAUCUGUGAAACUUAGCUGUGCUGUUAGACCUCUGUUUUUAGACCUGAGCUGUGCUGUGUGAAAAUGAAUAUGCUAACUUAAGUUCUGUCUAUAACUGAUCAUUUGAAGGGCUGAAUCGUAUUCUUCAGACUAUAUCACCAUCAAAAGUGACCUAUUACAAUUGAUUGAGACCUCUAGCUCUUGCUGCCAUUUCAGAAUUACCACUGAUAAAUAGAUCUGUCUUAGGAUAAUAUGAUUGGCAUUAUCAAGUUCUGUAUAUACACAACUGUGAUUUUUUUUU